Striga asiatica is the source of this 420-nucleotide messenger RNA. The record is from the annotation of a GenBank genome assembly. Lineage: Eukaryota; Viridiplantae; Streptophyta; Magnoliopsida; Lamiales; Orobanchaceae.
AUGAGUGGACCAGAGGUUGAGAAGGGAGGCAGGAUAAAAGUCGUGCGUUCCCAAGGUUCUCAGAAGGAUCAACUUGAGGAUCGGAAGGGGAGGGAAGGAGGUGAAGAUGUCAUACAGCUCACAAAGGCGGAGUUAGAUCACAUAACUACGGAGGCGAUAGGUAGGGUACGAAACCCCCAGCCCAACCCGUUGGUGGAGCAGCUGGUGUUCGGUAGGAGUGCAUCAGCAACAUCACGAGCUCUCCCAUCGACUCCCCGAGCAGGAAAGCCAUCAGAUCAUUGUAGAGGUUCGAUGAGGCGCUGCAUUCUACACCAUGUUCAUCGCCCAAGUGGGGUUCCUUUUAUGACUCUGGUGGAGAGUGGUGUUCCGAUCGAGACCACGUUUUAUGUUCAUGCUCUCAGCAGAGCCACAUUUUGGUAA